Molecule: messenger RNA, 852 nt
Organism: Colletotrichum tamarilloi
Lineage: Eukaryota; Fungi; Ascomycota; Sordariomycetes; Glomerellales; Glomerellaceae
Product: pyridoxamine 5'-phosphate oxidase
Exons: 3
Coding region: 1-852 (283 amino acids)
Cellular component (GO): nucleus; cytoplasm
Source: RefSeq, a predicted model, not a curated record
AUGGAAGGUCCGAUAGCUCUGCCCCGCAUUAGUCAGCGUGGGCUGGGACCUUGCGCCCAUCUUUCCUCUCCAGCCCGGUCGAUCCAGACAGGGCUCCUUCGAAGGAAGCUCACGAUACGUUACCAACCUACACACACUGUCAAGAACAGCUUCAUCAAUAUGGAUCAACAAGUCCCUCUCAACUACGAAGCUUCGGCUGGCGAAACCAAUAAGCAAGUCACGGCAACUCUUCCUCAAGAAGUCGUACAAUGCUUGGAGAAUGCUCGAUUCCUUCACCUAGCAACAUGUACCGAAAACACGCCGAACGUCUCUCUCAUGAACUACACCUAUCUGCCAUCCUCGAACCACUCGGCCGGUCCCGUUAUUGUCAUGACCACGAACCCCGCCUCGAGAAAAACACAGAACCUUCUUUCGAAUCCCAACGUUUCUCUAUUGGUACAUGACUGGUCUUCCCAUCGGCCGCCGACGUCUGGCCGACGGCCUUCAGGCGGCAGCCCCGGCCCAGAGCACCGCUCCAGCCUUGCAUCCCUCCUAUUGAAUCUCAACACCGCGGCGGUCUCUAGUAUUAGUGCUACAAUCAAUGGCACUGCCAGACUGGUUGAUAAUGGUUCGGAAGAGGAGAAGUUCUACCGCGAGGCGCACCUGGAAAACAACACAUUUGACGAAGGCCAGAGCUUCAACCCAAGUGUUCAGGCCGAGGAUGGUGGCAGAGGAUGCUUUGUCGCCGGUGAGGAAGUACGAGUCAUCGUGGUCAAGAUCAAGGACGUGAGAAUCAGUGAUUGGAAGGGUGCAGUGAGGGAUUACGUGCUGACAGAGGAGACCGCUGCUCCCCAGCUCAAUGGUGUACGGUAG